Chanos chanos (milkfish) is the source of this 5622-nucleotide messenger RNA. RefSeq names its product tetratricopeptide repeat domain 6 (gene ttc6). The coding region runs from base 1 to 5622 and encodes 1873 amino acids. The transcript has 30 exons. The record is from RefSeq and is a predicted model, not a curated record. Lineage: Eukaryota; Metazoa; Chordata; Actinopteri; Gonorynchiformes; Chanidae. Gene Ontology annotation, molecular function: protein binding.
AUGAAGAAGGGGCGAAAAUCGCAACGGGACAACCAGCAGAUGAAGUGCGUUAUUGGUGAAUCCUCUCGGCACACCACUGGCCCAGUCUAUUCUCCUAACCCUCUUCUCUUGACACAGUUACCUGCACAGGUGAAUACUGUCACUACAUUUGUGGAUCCUAACCUACCAGGAGGAUUUGAAACUAGGGCCCCACCUGUCUCUACUGAGGUGUCUACAGUUGACUCCCAGGAUCUUCUCAAUCCCCCACUAUGUUCUCUUCAGAAAAAUAUGUUAUCGCAAAGCAUCUCAGGGGAGACCUCCCAAAUGAGUGUCAGUCAUAGCACAAAGCCCAACGUGUCUUCAGAGGACGGAUCUACAAGCACAAAGGUUUCAGCAAAGCACAAAGCAGGACGUAAGGCUUCCACGAGGCCAGUCAUAGCUCAGCUCGCCGGCACAGUCGCUACAGUGUCCCUGUCCGCAAGGCCGCAACCUCCCGCCAAACCCAGACCGGAGAGGCCGUCGACAGCGGCUCGACCUCACAAGGCCCGGCUGCUUUCACGGCAGGUGUCCGAUGCGGAGAAGAUACCCGCUCUCUCACAAGUACCGCAGAAACCUUCCCCGAGAGAUAGCCGCAUUGUAAGCUCUGACAGCACUGAUGUGACCGGAGAAAGCGACAGCUUGUACUCCGAACAGUCAGACAGAACCGCGCUGAGAAACGCAAAGGUAAAAAAGGGGGAGCCCAGCAAGGACCAUCAGCUACAGUCGUCUUCCAGCAGCCAUGACUCAAAGUCAGACCAUAGCGGCAAGGUCACCGGCUCCACUCAGACUCUGAAAUCCACUACAGAGUUGUUGAAGGAGGCCAGGAGCAUUGCGGGGGUAACGUCUCCGGGGCCGAGGGAGAACGAGCAGCAGAGGGUGCCAGAGGUUCUCGUGGCGGCCGCCAAAAACCUCGUCAGGAAAAGCAGGCGCACGGUGGACGAGAUAAUCACUUCCCUACAGAGCGGGGGGGGCAACCAGUUCUCUGCCUCGGAUCAGAUCAUAAAGGAAGUGAUGAAGAAAAUGCUUGGAGAUGCCUCCUGUAUGGAUGAUGAGGUUCCGAGUCAAAAGGAACCCUCCGUUCCGCAGAUGUUGUUGCGGACCGCGAAGGAAAAACGGCCCUCACAGUUUGUCCCGUCGUGUGACUAUAAGAUGACCUACAAGUUUGCCCCCUCCAGUGUCUCACAGACCGAGCCUGGAUCCGGUUCAGAUGACGUUACGCCGCUUUCCGCAAGGUUCAAACAUUGUGCCAGCGAAUACAAAACCAUCCAUCACCUUUGUACACUUCCUGCCAGUCAAGUCUUGCCUGUGGAACUACAACUGGCUUCUCGAGUGUGCCACACACCCAGUCUGUUCGCUGCAAUGAUGCGGGUGUGUCAGCAGAGGGCAGCACCGAGCCACAUAGCCGAGGAAGCUGACACAGAGAGGCUAGUGCGUGAAGGGCUCUCUGUGGUUCCCGACGGAGAGUCGGAUGAAAAGAAAUUUGUCCCAGACCCAUCCCCACGGGGUUCUGAGAUUCUCCUGGACUGGCAGAGAAUUGCUGAACAUUACGUGGAGAAACCCAGAAUGAUGGUGUACGGAGAAAGCGCCACACUGUGUCGCAAUGAGCUGAGAAUGUUCUGGAAGCCAGCACCUCCUAAAUUCCGCUGUGCCCCAUCCUUUUUGAAGGACAAGCUCUUUCCUAAGUACCAGGUAGAACGCUGUAUCCUCCCAGCGACUCGACACGAUCCGUCCAGUGAACACCUCCUGCAGCAUGUGGACGAGUCCAUAUUUGGAGUACUGGAGACAGAGAGACGCAUCUCAUUGGAAAACAUCCUGUUCUGCAAGCACAAGUCCCUGACGGACCUUUGCCAGGAGGAGCAGACCCCGCACGCUUCAUCCGGCACGGGCUCUAAUGCUCCGAUAAAACGAUCCCGGUCUGCUCCGCACUUGAGCUUGGAGCCGGACACCCCCCUGAGACUGCGGUCAGACUUCACCGCGGUCACCAGAGAGCUAGACGCGGUCAGACGGAGUCAGCAGCUGACCGCGUGUGCGCCCUCCGCAACCGGCCAGGCGGCCCAGCAUGUUAUGAUGGCUGGAGCCAAGGAUCCAGACCGGGCUCCAAACCACGCCCUCGUGCAGCAACGCAGGGAGAGAGGCAGAGGAGCGGUGCUGGGGGAGCAGUCCGUGAGGAGAUACAGUGUUUAUCGCCCCAGACGUAGAGUCGCCAGAACGAACAAGAAGCUCACGGCCGUCAAGUUGGCCUACAUCCAUAAGAAACUGAAGGAGCCUCCACGAACCAUUUCCAGGAGCGAGUCGCUGAGUCAUCUACCUGGAAAGCCGGCUGCCUCUCCCCAGCAUGCAUCUCUUCUCCGCCGCCCGAGCCUGCCUCUUCUGCUGGACUUUGAGAGCUUUGCCGCGGAACGGGGUGGCAUUCCCGACGACUACCCUCCUCGCGAGUGGGUUCGAGACAUCUGGAACAUCUGGUUUGAUGAAGUCUUCCCUCCGCUUGAGGAGAGCAGCACCAAGAAGAAGGAGACGACUGAAGCUGACCUACAGAGCGAGUCGUCAGAGAGUCUUCCCGCAAAGGAGGAGGUCCAGCAGCUGGACUGGGUGGACCUCUCGCGGACUCUCGACGACGGCAUUACUGCCGCCGAUCUGGAGAGCGAGGUUGCCAGACUGACCCAGCUCAUGGCUGAAGAGGGGAAGGACAGCGCGUUUAACCUCUGUCGCCGAGGGGCACUUUACAAAAAACUUGGCUGUCUCAACCAGGCCCUGGAAGACCUCAACGCUGCCAUCUCCCAGGAGCCCCAUUUACUGGACGCAUACUGGCAUAGACAUAGCGUCUACCUGCUGAGAAAUGACCCUAAUUGCGCUCUGGAUGAUCUUAACUUCAUCAUCAAACACAACAAGAAACACGCAGACGCCUUCAAAUCCAGAGCGGAGAUCUAUAGGUUGAAGGGGGAAACCACUCUUGCGAUAAUCAACUACACGCAGGCUAUAAAUUGCAGGCCCGAUGAUGAUUCCAACUACUUCAAGAGGGCGCAGAUGUACGAACAGAGAAAUGAAAAUUUGUUGGCCAUGGAGGACUACGCCAAAACGUUCGCGGUGAACCCGGCGAGGACGGACGCUCUGCUCAUCCACGGCCUUCACUACUUUAACAUCUCCAACUGGAUGGUGGCGCUGUCGGACUUUUCGCUCGUGCUCCAGCAGGAGCCAAGACACUCCACAGCCAGGACGUACAGAGGAAGGGUCUUUGCGAAACUGGGCCAGUACCGGUCAGCCAUCGAGGACUAUUCACUGGCCGUCCACGUGGAUCCCAACAACUGGCAAGCUUUUUACUACCGAGGCUGUCUGCUGAGGAGCAGACUGCCUGAAAUGGCCCUCCGAGACUUCAGCACCUCUGUGCUCAUCAAUGACACGGUGGAAAACCUUAGCGCCUUCCUGCACCGUGGCCUGCUCUACACAGAACAGAGAAACUGGCAUCAGGCGAUGUCAGACUUUGAAGCCGUGAUCAAACUCGACAGGACAGUGGCUGUCGCCCAUGUCAGUCUGGGUCUAAUCUACAUGCUGAAGAUGGAUGAGAAUUAUGAAGCCAUUAAAAUGUUCAGCAGCGCUCUGAGGUUUAACCCCACCUACAUAAGGGCGUACAUCUGCCGAGCCAGGGCCUAUCACAACGUGCAUGAUUUAAACAGGGCUCUGAAAGACCUGACACGAGCCAUUCACAUGAACCCAGACGUCCAAAACCUGUACAUCUUAAGAGGUCAGUAUUUGUGUGAAAUGGAGGAGUUUGAUCUGGCAACCUUCAAUAUUCAGUAUGCUGCCCAGAUUAAUGAAGCUCUUGGCUCGUGUCCGAUCCAGCAGGCAGCUGUGCAGUCUUUCCUGGGGAAUGACUCCAAAGCCAUUUCGUGUCUAAUGGCCGUGGCAAGCAGCCGGCCCUCUCCCUCCAUCCUCACCCUUCUGGGAAGGAUGCAGAUGAAGGCCUGCAAGUUCAUGGAAGCGGUGGAAAGCUUCAAUAAAGCACUGAAAAUCCUGAAUCCUAAUGAGGCCAACCUGGUCAAAGUCCUUGAGGCUGCGGAGGUCUUUUACUUGAUGGGCAUGUGCUAUAUGGCUCAAGGUCUCCUUCAACAGGCGGUGGAUGCUUUCAAUAACGCAGUGAAGGUUAAUCCGAGCUACGCAGACGCUUACCAUCAGCGCGGCCUCUGUCGCAUGCGCCUUCAGCAACCCAAGAGCAUUCAAGACUUCAAACACGCCUUACUGAUCAACCCCAACCUCUUUCAGGUGUAUUUAAGCCGCGCCGCUUUCUAUGGAGCCAGCGGCCGUUAUUCGAAAGCCAUUCUCAACUGCAAUGAAGCUAUUCAAAUUCAGCCAAAGAGUGUCAGGGCUUAUCUCUACAGAGGAGCGCUCAAGUACCAUCUGAAGAUGUACAAAGGGGCAGUGGAGGACUUGACCACCGCCAUAAAAAUUGAUAACACCUGUUCAUUUGCAUACUACAACCGUGCUGUGUGUUACCAAAUGCUGAAGAACUAUGAGCUGGCUUUGAGAGACUAUGGCAUUGUCCUGCUUCUCCCCAGUCAAAAGGAGACAGAUCUGAGAGUGCUGAUUAACCGUGGUCUUCUGUACAUGGAGCUUAAUGAUCAUCAUAAUGCUCUGCAGGAUUUUGAAGAGGCUGCAGUAAAAUGUCCUGAGGAUUCAAGCAUCUAUCAUACCCUGGGGGUCUACCAUCACAGGCUUGGGCAGUUGGAGGAGGCGGUUAAGGCCUACAGCCAAGCCAUACGGCUCAACCCCUUUUUCCUCGACGCGUACGUGGGCCGUGGCAACGUCUUCAUGGACUACGGUCACGCCCAAGCCACCAAACAGGCCCAGAGGGACUUCCUGUCUGCCCUGCACCUUAAUCCUCUUUGCUCCAGCGCCCGCAUCAGCCUGGCCUUCAACUUCCAGGUUUUUGGACGUUUCCAGAGAGCGUGGAACCAGUUCACCGUAGCUGUUGAUAUCAACCCCGAGUGCUGGGAGGCAUUAGAAGGACGUGCUGUUGUCAGUCUCCAGAUGAGCAACACAUACGCCGCCUUUUUGGACAUCAACAACGCUCUCAAGCUCAGUCCUCUCUCAGACCAGCUCUUCACAAACCGUGGUGUGAUAAACCAGUUUAUGGGAGAUAAUGUAGCAGCCAUGAGAGACUAUCAGAAAGCCAUAUCACUCAACCCCUCAUCUGCCCUGGCCUUCUUCAAUGCUGCCAACCUGUUCUUCUACAACAGACAGUUUGAACAGGCGUGUGAGUACUACAGCCGGGCGGUGGAGCUGGAUCCCAGUGACGAUUCGGCCGUUCUGAACAGGGCCAUCACGUCGGCCUUGCUCCGGAAAGUUCCGGAAGCGCUGCGGGAUUUUUCCGAGGCCCUCAGACGCAACCCUUACUCCUCACAUGUGUUCUUCAACAGAGCCAAUCUGUACUGCUCCAUUAAGGAGUACGAAGCUGCUGAGAGGGACCUCACACAAGCCCUGCGGCUCCAGCCCAGCGACGCCCUGGUGUAUAAGCUGCGUGCGGAUGUACGUGGGCAUUUGGGCCUGACACACUUGGCAGUGGAGGACUACAGGACCGCACUGGAGCUCCAGGAACCUGCUGAGCAUUAA